GGCCGGAGGAACACGUGAAACUACAGCAGGAACUACGCCAAAUUAACCCCUUCCCCCACACACACCAUGGCCGAAUUGGGGACCAAACUCGAUGUCAUCCUCGAGGCCAUUCGCCGGUCCGAGGACUACCUGCUACAGAAGAACCGCAGGAUAAAUGAAGUCCAGGAGCAGACAGCAGAUCAGCGGUCGCAAGUCCUCGAGAUAGAGAAGGAAAUCAGCCAACUGGAGGAGCAGCAACAAGUGUGUAGAUUCCAACUGCUGACGCUGGAGACGCAGCUCAACUCUGACCUCCUCCUCAAGGCCAAACUGGAGGACCAGGCAAAGCAGAUCGAAGAGAAAGCAGAAUUGGAAUACCAGAAUUUGGAGUCAGAGGAAGCAAGCCGGGAGGAGAAGACAGACUUGCUGGCGAAGGCAGCAAUGAAGUUCAAUGCCCGGGUGAGGCUGGAUAACAAGGAUAUCCCCGCUAGAAGGGAAGCCAUCAAACUGGAGCAGCAGCAACUCGAGCUGGAGAAGACACAACUUUUGUGUGAAAUAAAAGUGCUGGAAGACAACAAACGAGAGGAAGAAUCCCUUCAACAGAAGACACAGCAGCUAGAAACAAUCGUUUAUGAGCUAGAGAAGAGUGUGAGUACCAUGAAGUCAGACCUCAUGAACCAGCUCGCGUUGGCUCACCAUGAGAGGGAUCGUCUAUUGGAUCCUAACAGGCCAUCUAUAAAGCGGUUGACUUCGGAGAUUGAGAGUGGGAAGGAGGAAGGGGAGUACCUGGAGUCUGCACUCAAGGCUAUGCAGAAGGAGCAUCAGGAACUCUCUAAGCUGUUAUGGGUGAGAGAGAACCCUCCGCCCUCACGUCCUGCAGGAAUUGUAGAGCCUUGGUCUCGUCCCCAGCAGAAGCCCUAUACCACUAUUAGCCCGCGACAACAUCAGUACAGAUUUAAAGCCCGAUCGUCAGGUAAUUUUAGGUCCAGCGACGCUGAAGCAAGUGCUGAGUUGACACAGGAUGUCAGCUGGUCUGCUGCAGGAAAUAGUGCUGGUGUGUCACAAGAUGUCAGCUGGUCUGCUGCAGGAAAUAGUGCUGGUGUGUCACAAGAUGUCAGCUGGUCUGCUGCAGGAAAUAGUGCUGGUGUGUCACAGGAUGUCAGCUGGUCUGCUGCAGGAAAUAGUGCUGGUGUGUCACAGGAUGUCAGCUGGUCUGCUGCAGGAAAUAGUGCUGGUGUGUCACAGGAUGUCAGCUGGUCUGCUGCAGGAAAUAGUGCUGGUGUGUCACAGGAUGUCAGCUGGUCUGCUGCAGGAAAUAGUGCUGGUGUGUCACAAGAUGUCAGCUGGUCUGCUGCAGGAAAUAGUGCUGGUGUGUCACAGGAUGUCAGCUGGUCUGCUGCAGGAAAUUCCAAGAGUGCAGAGUCUCAAGAAGUUGACUGGUCUCAAAUGGAAGACUUAGACUGGAGCUCACUAAGUGCCGAAGGGCCUAAAUCAGUUGAGACUAGUGCCACCAAGGUGCCAGCGCCUGGUACAACACGAGCUAAGAACGUCAGCAGUGCCAGGUCAGAAAAGAGGGUGGAAAUCAGACCUACUCGAGGGGAGCCCACUCCCUCUACGCCUCGGACCUUCACCAGAAACCCUCCACCCCCAACACCCCAACCGCAGGUGGAGUCUCGUUCAAAUCUGCCACUACAUCUCCUUGGUCACUUUAUGUGUGUUAAUAUAAUCAGAAAAGACUCUGAUGAAGAAUCUGGUAAUGAAUCUCCCGUUCAUGAAGAACAUGCAAGAGACACAGAAGCAUCUUCAGCAUCGGUGGAAACUUCAACCGUCCCUACUGAAGUGAGUAGUGUUCCCUGUCUGAAGUCAUCUUCAGCCACAGCAAGCUCACAAUCCGUCUUUGAUUUGUCAUCACCAGCAGCGCGUGUCAAGGAGCCAACACUAUCUAACCCUCAAGAAAGUGUAAAUGAAAACAGUUCAAAAGGCUUGCCUGCAUCUGAGAUGCUACCACCAGACAACAACCCUGAGGGACGUCAAGGUGUCCCCGAGCAGUCUACCUUGUCGGACGAUGCCUUUGCUUUUGCACCUGGAUGGGCUUCCAUGUCUGUCUCACACGCCGAGGAAGACACGUCUCGGCCAUCCACAUUUCAGUAUUCAGGAAGUGAAUCGAGCUCUGAAAGAAAUACGGAGGGAAACACAGGAAAGCUUCAUUUCAAGUUUAAAAAGACUACCGUAGUUCACGUGCAAGAUUACCAGGAAGAGCAGACACCAGAGUCUUCCAGACAGCCGUAUCAGAGAUAUGACUAUCGAAACCAAAGGCGACAAGGAAAUAUUCCUCGGACACCAUACAGCAGCAGCUCACAUUCAUCUUACGGCCACCAGUCUCGUUCUUAUCAUCAUAGCAACUAUAGGUCCAGAGAACCCAACACAGAAUCAUCAAGGAAUUAUCACCAAAACUCAUCUGAUAGUCGGGGUAAUGAAUAUGCAAAACCACAGGCACAAAAGGAUUUUGCUACUCCCAACAGAUACUCUCACUGGAAGAACCAAGGUGGACGAAAAAUCAGGUUCAGUGACAAAGAUGAACUGCUUGGAACACCCCAAAAUACUGGAAGCUGACUGCAGAUGCUUAGUAAAGUCAAGAAAGACUACAGUUUGAACAAUCCAACCACCUGGACUGGUCGGUACAGCAAUAACCUCGCUUUCUGCAGAUCGGCGCUCGAUUCCCGAUGGUCCAAAUGGUCGGGCACUAUUCUUUCAUCCCGUUUUAUUCCAGCUCCUUGUUCCCAUCUCCCUACCAAGUGCUAUGUAGCCAUACUGCUUUCUCAUAAUUACCCUUACCUUACUUUGAGGUUACCUUGAGGUGCUUCCGGGGCUUAGCGUCCCCGCGGCCCGGUCGUCU
Molecule: messenger RNA, 2872 nt
Organism: Procambarus clarkii (red swamp crayfish)
Lineage: Eukaryota; Metazoa; Arthropoda; Malacostraca; Decapoda; Cambaridae
Source: RefSeq, a predicted model, not a curated record